AUGGCCAAAUCAAUGUGUGACUACAUACAACUGCGCGAUGUCCAGCUUCCAGUCCCGGUAUACUUGCAAAGAGACGCCUGGAGACGGACUAACAAGCCGCAACCAGCGACCUUCUCCGUCCGGCUCUCCUACCCCGCUGCUCUGAUAUCUCUCGCUGCAGAAAAUGACACAGUCGGCCACACCCUCGACUAUGGGACUCUAUACAGGUCAAUCGAGUCCGCAAUAAUAUCCAGUAACAAAGAUGCCAUUCCCGAUGAGAAUGCAGGCGAUCCAUCUACCCGGCCCUCCCAUAGCAAGGAUAUAGUUGACGUUGCCCUAACAAUAAGCGACGCUGCGCAUAAAGUCCUCUGGUCAGAAAUAGGCGCUACGGAACAUGCUAAAGACGACGCUGUAUAUCUGGAUCACUGGUUUACAGAGAAGAAAGAGGAGAUAACUGUGGACCUGCAUCUUCCCAAAGCCAUACUACGUGCUGAACGGGGGUUGUUUUGUACACUUGUUACGCGCAGGAGGCCUGUCAAAGAAGAGGAUAAUUUUAUGGAUUUUGACUUGACCGUGAGAAUCGAGGGGAUACGAUGUGCUUGUAUCAUUGGGGUGAACCCUCACGAGAGAGAGGAUAAGCAGAUCGUGGAACUUGCAUUGACUUUCCGACAGAGUAAGGGUAAGACACAUAUGAUACCGAAAGAGUAUCAGACCAUGGUCUCCAAGGUAGCUGAGGUGAGUUUGCUCCCCGUGGAAGUUGACCUGUACAUAUGGCGAUACUGA
Molecule: messenger RNA, 762 nt
Organism: Trichophyton rubrum CBS 118892
Lineage: Eukaryota; Fungi; Ascomycota; Eurotiomycetes; Onygenales; Arthrodermataceae
Exons: 1
Coding region: 1-762 (253 amino acids)
Source: RefSeq, a predicted model, not a curated record